Messenger RNA from Pteropus alecto (black flying fox), 654 nucleotides. RefSeq names its product ribosomal protein S26 (gene RPS26). Gene Ontology annotation, cellular component: ribosome; cytosolic small ribosomal subunit. Gene Ontology annotation, biological process: translation. Lineage: Eukaryota; Metazoa; Chordata; Mammalia; Chiroptera; Pteropodidae. The transcript is spliced from 4 exons. The coding region runs from base 153 to 500 and encodes 115 amino acids. The record is from RefSeq and is a predicted model, not a curated record. Gene Ontology annotation, molecular function: structural constituent of ribosome; mRNA binding.
AUUGCUGAAUUAUAAAUAAAAUUUGAGUAAAGUGGGUUGCCAUUCUUGGCUUUCAUCAACUAAGGAUUAGUCCAAUGUGAGCGUAGGAAUCUCGCGCUAUAUAAGAGAGCUGGGCAGAGCGCCGCCCUCUCUUUCGGUUCCUCGCUUCCAGAAUGACCAAAAAAAGAAGGAACAAUGGUCGUGCCAAAAAGGGCCGGGGCCAUGUGCAGCCUAUUCGCUGCACCAACUGCGCCCGAUGCGUGCCCAAGGACAAGGCUAUUAAGAAGUUCGUCAUCCGAAACAUUGUAGAGGCCGCAGCUGUGAGGGAUAUUUCCGAAGCGAGUGUCUUCGACGCAUAUGUACUUCCCAAGCUGUAUGUGAAACUACAUUACUGUGUGAGUUGUGCCAUUCACAGCAAGGUAGUCAGGAAUCGCUCUCGUGAGGCCCGGAAGGACAGAACACCCCCACCCCGAUUUAGACCUGCAGGUGCUGCCCCACGACCUCCACCAAAGCCCAUGUAAGGAGCUAACUCUGAAGAACUAUUGUCUGGAAAAAAAUAAAGCAGAAGUAAGGAGCUAACUCUGAACUAUUGUCUGGAAAAAAAUAAAGCAGAAGUAAGGAGCUAACUCUGAAGAACUAUUCUCUGGAAAAAAAUAAAGCGGAAAUUAUACUUUA